CCGUUUCCUCUUACUUCCCCCAAAACCCAAACCCAAAAAGAAAAAACCCUUCUCUUUUGUUCCCGCUUUGUCUCUCUCUCUCUAUAUACCUGUCUCUAUCUUCACUGCUAUCUAUGCGCACACAGAUAAAUAGAUAGAUAUAAACAGUAGAAGCAAAGGAUUAUUAGGGUUUAUUGUUUUACUGUUUGGGGUUUAUCUUUAUCACUCUGUUGUGUGAAUACUAACAACAGUAGUUGAAGCGGUGACUGUGAAAUGCGCCAAAAGGAUGCAGAAAUUGUUAAGCAGAAACCCAUCAUUACAAUUACCCCCUCCAAUCCUAUCCCUUAACGUUCUUUCUUACCCCAUAACCAUAGGGUUUUACAAAAACCCACUUUCUGCUAACCCAAAACUCAGCCCUAAAACAAUGGCUUCUUCUUCUUCUUCAGCCGCCCUCCACCAUUUCACUAAUCCAUUUUCCGGAGGUUUUCGGAAUAUUUCUACUGAUUCUAAGUCGGUUGUUCCUAGGGUUAAUAGUUGCCGCAUGUGUAGGUGUUCUCUUGAUACUACUGCGCCGGUGAGGGCUUGGGUUGUGCUGAAGCAGAGUAGGACUAGUGCCGCCUGGUUCGGCAUCCUGGCUGCUUCGGCUUCGGACAAGGGUGUUCCGGUGACUUCCGGUGAAGAGGAGAAGGAUUUAGAAAAUGGGGUUGUUGAGGAGAAUGUUGUUAAUGGUUCUUCAGAGGAAGAGGAGAAGACGGGGGUGGGUAGGUUGGCGAGGCGGCAGAGGGCGGGUGUUGGGGGAGGAGGAGGGGGAGGUGGAGGAGGGGUUCUUGCUAGUCCAGAUUUGCUAACAAUACCGGGUGUUGGGCCAAGGAAUUUGAGGAAGUUGGUGCAGAAGGGUUUUAUGGGUGUUGAUCAGCUCAAGCAGCUCUACAGAGAUAAGUUCUUUGGAAAAUCCAAUGAGAAGAUGGUUGAGUUCUUGCAAAGCUCAGUCGGAAUCAUUCACAGAAACCAUGCUGAGAGUAUCACCACAUUUAUCAAAAAGAGCGUGGAUGAAGAGUUGAAGGAGAAGAACCCAGAUUCUGAUGUGAAGUCAGCACAAAAGAAACGACUUACUUUCUGUGUUGAGGGAAACAUUAGUGUUGGAAAAACAACCUUUCUGCAGAGAAUAGCUAAUGAGACACUUGAAUUACAAGAUCUUGUUGAAAUAGUUCCUGAGCCUAUUGACAAGUGGCAGGAUAUUGGACCAGAUCACUUUAACAUAUUAGAUGCAUUCUAUGCGGAGCCACAACGAUAUGCUUACACAUUUCAGAACUAUGUUUUUGUUACAAGAGUUAUGCAGGAGAGAGAAUCAUCUGGUGGUAUCAGGCCCCUCAGGUUGAUGGAGAGAAGUGUGUUCAGUGACAGGAUGGUCUUUGUAAGAGCUGUUCAUGAAGCAAACUGGAUGAAUGAGAUGGAGAUCAGCAUUUAUGACUCAUGGUUUGACCCAGUUGUUUCAACUUUGCCUGGACUGAUUCCUGAUGGAUUUAUUUACCUUAGAGCAAGCCCUGAUACAUGUCACAAGAGAAUGAUGUUGCGUAAGAGAGAAGAGGAAGGUGGAGUUUCCUUGGAAUAUCUACGAGACUUGCAUGAAAAGCAUGAAAGCUGGCUUUUCCCAUUUGAAAGCGGAAAUCAUGGGGUAUUGUCUGUUAGUCAGCUACCCCUAAACUUUGAUAAAUCUGUUCCCCCAGAAAUAAGGGACCGUGUUUUUUAUCUAGAGGGCAAUCACAUGCACCCAAGUAUUCAAAAGGUUCCUGCUUUGGUUCUUGACUGCGAGCCUAACAUUGACUUUAACAGAGAUGUUGAUGCAAAGAGGGAGUAUGUGAACUUUCCUUUAUUUUCUGUAAAUGUUUAUAAAAUAUCUCUUUCACUUAACAGUAUACUCACUAAGAGGAUAUCAUCUUUUUUUGUUAUGAAAAUAUAGAAAAAAGGACACCGUCUUUCCCUGCAGUUUAAUUUAGCAUGUCUAUUGAGGCAAACAGUUUCUUUUUUAGCAGUUGCCAACUGCUGUUUAUGUAACUCAUGUUAGUGCUGACCAUUUUAUCGUUCUUCACACCUUAGUUGCUGUUCAAUAUUAACAUAAUGUGUUCAAGUGUUACCUAGAUCACCGAGCUGCGGAUUUAAUGUUGGUUGUUGGAUCCAGCAAAUAUCAGAAACAGUUUAAUCCCUGUUUAAUCUUUUAAUAAGCCAUACAUGUCAAGUACUCUUAAGAUGUUUCUGUAGGGUGGAUGAUGGGUAUAUCAAUGAUUGACAACAGCAGCAACUUGUAGGGUUAUUGCGCAACAGGGGACUUGACGUGGAUUAAAAAUAGGCAGGACAGUUGUGAGGAAUGCAGACAGUGCAAGAGGGCUGGUUUCUCUUUCC
Messenger RNA from Nicotiana tabacum (common tobacco), 2379 nucleotides. Lineage: Eukaryota; Viridiplantae; Streptophyta; Magnoliopsida; Solanales; Solanaceae. The record is from RefSeq and is a predicted model, not a curated record.